Eutrema salsugineum is the source of this 1513-nucleotide messenger RNA. RefSeq names its product WEB family protein At3g51720. NCBI's taxonomy places the organism in Eukaryota, Viridiplantae, Streptophyta, Magnoliopsida, Brassicales, Brassicaceae. Bases 87 to 1367 code for a protein of 426 amino acids. The transcript has 2 exons. The record is from RefSeq and is a predicted model, not a curated record.
GAAGAAAACAACAGUUUGAUCACUCUCUCACUGUCUUCUCUCUCUCGUUCAUUUCUUCUUCCCAAGUUCCUUGUCUUCUUCUUCUGAUGGCCGAAACCCUAGAACCCUUCGUCGUUGGGGAAAUCGAUACCUCGGCGCCAUUCGAGUCAGUGAGAGAAGCCGCAACUCGCUUUGGCGGGUUCGGUUUCUGGAAACCUUCUUCCCAUAACUUCCCCGAAGCUUAUUCUCAGAACGAUGUGGAUGAAACUAAUAUGGUGUCGAGAGCGAGUGAGUUAGAGAAGGAGCUGAUUGCGAAAGAAGGAGAAACUUUAAAGGUGUUGAAAUCGCUUGAGUCGACCAAAGCCAUCGUUGAAGAGCUCAAAUCAAAGCUACAGCGAAAAGAAGACAAAGAAAACUGCGACAUGAAUGUGUUAAAAGAACUUAACCAAGCAAAGACAGAUCUGUGCAAGACAACCGAAGAUCUUGCUGCUAUACGCGAGUCCGUUGAGAUACUGAACAAGAGACUGGAAGAGGAGCGAGCUGCACUCGACAAGACGCGAGAGAGACUAAACUCUGAGAAUGCAGCAGAAAUCUCCAAGGAGAUUCAAAGGUUAAGCUACGAGGCUAAGGAGUUUAGUAAAACAGGAGAGGAUGCUCGUUCAGCGGUUGAUAAAGCUGUGGCUGAGAUCGAGCAAACGAGAAACAAGAUCAAAACUGCUGAGAUGCGUUUGGUCGCUGCCAGGAAGAUGAAGGAAGCUGCUAGAGCUGCUGAAGCAGUUGCAAUCGCUGAAAUCAAGGCUGUUACCGGGAGAAAAAGAAGAAGAAGAAGAAGAGGACAUGGUCAAGAGACGUUGCAGGAGGAGAUUCUUGAGAGGAUAGAAGAAACGGCACAAGAGAUUAGAAGCAGCAGGAGGACGCUCGAGGAAGGUCUAGAGAAAGUGAAUAAUGGGAAAAUGGAAGCAGAAGAAGAGACCCUCCACGGGAAAUGGCAGUGGUCAGAACAUAGGAGGAGAUCAUCAUCAUCAUCAUCAUACACGGCCAAGUACAAGAACAGGAGAGAGACACUUCUGAUAGAUGUGAAUGGUCUGAAUCUGAUGAUGAAUGGAGACGGGACAUCAUCAUCAGUUGCUGUCAUGAAACCAACGAUGUCGAUUGGGCAAAUACUCAGCAGGAAACUACUUCUUGCGGAUGAGUCAGCGAUGAUGAUGAGCGGGAGAGUGUCGUUGGGUCAGAUUCUUGGAAAGACUAACAAUGGAAGUGGUGAAAGGAAGGAAAAAGAAAGAAAGUUGAAUGGGAAGAGGAAGAGGUUCGGAUUGGCCAAAUUGUCUGUGAUGUUGAACAAAGAGAGCAAGAAUAAGAAGAAGAAGAUUGCUUUGAACUUAAAAUGAUUAGUGAGUGAGUGACUGAAAUUGAAACUGGUCUAUCUUACUUAGGAGUUGUUAGGUGUUUGUGCUGUACUGUCUUAUUAUGUUAAGGAGCUGAGUUUCCCAUUUGUUAUCGAUAUGUAUUGGUUAUGCUAUUAGUAAAAUUUGGU